Molecule: messenger RNA, 857 nt
Organism: Sorghum bicolor (sorghum)
Lineage: Eukaryota; Viridiplantae; Streptophyta; Magnoliopsida; Poales; Poaceae
Product: putative cytochrome c oxidase subunit 5b-like
Exons: 6
Coding region: 68-565 (165 amino acids)
Biological process (GO): mitochondrial electron transport, cytochrome c to oxygen
Cellular component (GO): mitochondrial envelope
Source: RefSeq, a predicted model, not a curated record
GCCGGAUUCUGUGUGUAACCACCAUCUCUACCGCCCGCUCGUGCCGCCGCUGCCUCACCGGCCCGCCAUGUGGAAGCGCGCCACCUCCCUCCUCCUCCGCCACCACCGCUCCGCCCUCGGACCCCGCUCCCCGGCGGCCUCCGCCGCCGCCGCUUCUGGCCUCUCCCGCACGCAGGCGCCGGCACCCCUCUUCUUCUCUACUCUCGAUGCGGCGGGGACGAGGACGAGGGUGGAGGACGUGAUGCCGAUCGCCACGGGGCUCGAGCGCGAGGAGAUCGAGGCCGAACUCCAGGGGAAGAAGAGGUUUGACAUGGACGCGCCCGUCGGUCCCUUUGGCACCAAGGAAGCUCCUGCUGUGAUUCAGUCAUACUACAACAAAAGGAUUGUUGGUUGCCCUGGCGGUGAAGGAGAAGAUGAACAUGAUGUGGUGUGGUUUUGGUUGGAGAAAGGCAAGCCACAUGAAUGCCCUGUCUGUACUCAAUAUUUCACGCUUGAUGUGAUUGGGCAAGGAGGAUCUCCAGAUGGACAUGAUGAUGACGAUGACCAUCACCACCACCAUCACUAAGGUUCUGCAGCGCAUGGCAAUAAAAUGCAGUGCCAAUACCAUUUUGGCCACAGCCUUGUGAAGCUGUGCAGAACUUCAGCCUGUUGGCCUUGUAGUGUUCAGUAGACCUGACCAUGUCAACCUGUUUGCCAAUUGCCACACAGCUAGGAAGCUGGAACAUCACGUGGUUUUUGUUACAUGAUCCUUACAGAAACUCGGCUAUAUAAAUAAUGGGAUUCAUUACACAACGGUGCCCUUUUGCUAUUCAACAACGUUCUGUUGAAACAAGAUAAAAGAAAAACUUAUUUAUCAA